Messenger RNA from Mytilus californianus (California mussel), 3110 nucleotides. RefSeq lists its product as uncharacterized. Gene Ontology annotation, biological process: regulation of gene expression. Gene Ontology annotation, molecular function: protein binding. The transcript is spliced from 2 exons. The coding region runs from base 1144 to 3018 and encodes 624 amino acids. Gene Ontology annotation, cellular component: nucleus. The record is from RefSeq and is a predicted model, not a curated record. Lineage: Eukaryota; Metazoa; Mollusca; Bivalvia; Mytilida; Mytilidae.
UAGACGGUAUAUAGUAAAGAAUUUAUUGCCUAGAUAUUGCUUUAGUAAUGCAUAAAAAGGAUAUCAGGAUCGAAUUACUAAAACUUGAUAUUAGACAGUAUAGAAGACCACAUCUACCACCAACAUCCAGCUCCUCAUACAACAUGUAUAACAGGUGUUUAUACAACGACAAAGAAGGACAAACAACAACAACGUCUACGUAAUAAUCAAAAUGACACGAUGAGAUAUGGCAAAGUCGUUAUACCCAUAUAGUAAUGUUCACAUAUUGCAAAAUAAUAUUUAGUGUUAUAACCUGAAGAAUCCGUGAUUUAAAUGGAUGAAUGAACAGCAGCAAAAAUUGCAGAAGAAGCUAUUGUGACUAAUGACUUAGAAAAAAUAAAGGAUAUUAUAUCCGUGAUAAGCAGUACAAACGAUUUCACAGAAGAGAUUGCGACAGACUUGAUAAGCAAACAACUUUACAAUGCAGUUCAAAAGGCAAGUAUAGAAAUGGUAAAAUUUCUUGUGGAGAAAGGUGCAAAUAUUUAUUACGAAGAUUGCUUCAAGCAGUCUGUUUUGGGCGUAGCAAUUCGCAAAAAUAAUCCUGACAAUGAGAAUAUUAUUAAGUUCUUAUUAGAAAACGGAGCUGAUGUCAAUCACGAAAACAUUAAUGGUCAAUCAGAUUUUAUGUAUUUAAUGGACAGUGAUAAACUAACAUAUAGCUAUUUGUUAGAUGUAGUUGAUAGUGUCAGCAACGUACAUGAGAAAAAUAUCAGAACUGGCGGGAGUUUUCUUCAUAUCACCGGCGAGCGUGUGCAUGAUAAAAACAGAGUUGAUAUGCUGAAUAAACUGUUGAAAAUGGGGUUGGACGUUAAUUGUUUAGACAACAAUGACGAUACACCACUCCAUGUUAUGGAUGGUAUUGCAUGUUAUCGUUCGAUAAUGUUUCUGUUAGCAAAUGGUGCUAACAUUAAAGUGAGAAAUUGAUUAGGUGAAACAGUCUUACAUUAUCUCGCAUGUAGCAACGAAUUUGAUGGCUACUCCGAUUCUCUGAAACUAUUGAUAGACAGCGGGGUUGACAUAAAUGAGUUAGACUAUACAGGGAGAACAUGUGUUCACCAUUCUUUAUUGUCGAAGGAUACAACACCCGAAGCUGUCAAGGAAUUGAUGAAAUACGGUGUAAAAAUUGAUGUGCGAGAUUGUUUAGGACAAAAUGAAAUAUCAUUUGCAGUACAAAAAGUGGACUUAUCAGAAUAUACGGAAGUUUCUGAUUUUGAACGUCGCUGUGAAGUUAUCAAAAUGUUAUCAGGGGAAAGUGUUAAUAUAAACAAUGCUGAUAUGUACGGUAUUACACCACUUCAUCUGUCUACAACCUUUGGUCCAGGUGACCUGGAUAUACUAGUCACAUUGCUUGACAUAGGAGCAGAUGUUACGAGGAAAACAAACAUGGGAGCUACAGCUCUUCACUGGGCAUGUAAAGUUUACAAUAUGGCCCAUGUUUUGAUAUUUACGUACCGACAAAAUGGCUACAAUAUCAAUAUAACAGACAAAUAUGGCUCGACAGCACUCCAUUGGGCUGUUUGGUAUAGAAAUUUACAAGCAUGUCAGAGUUUACUACAGUGUGGCGCCGAUGUAGAUAUUCAAGACAUGGCCGGUAAAACUGCAAUUGACCUGGCAAGAACUUUACACUUUGAUGAUUUUCACAGGUUGUUGACCACAUAUGAUACCAUGGAAUCGCUUGGAAUUCAGGAUCCAGUUAUAGAAUGUAAUGGAGGUGAUCCCAUAUUUUGUUGCCCACUUUUAAAAUACCUAAGAAAAGAAAAUGACAAAGCCAAUGUCGAAGAAUAUAUAGAGCACGUCAACCGUCACAAGACUUCUCUAUGUAAAUCUAUCAAUAUUGUGUUAGGAUCUUCUAACAUGGGCAUGUUUUAUGAAAUUGAGGAAAAUAUCAGUGUCCCAGAGAAAAUUGAUAAUUUGAUGCAAUUGCUUUCCGCCAGAGUGACUGAUAGAAAUAAGUUAUUUCGUUGUGAAUUGCGAUUGGCCGGUAGUUCAUUUGAAGGAACAAAAGUAAGACUUCGAGAUGAAUUCGAUUACCUUUGGUGUUUGAAAGAACUCGGAGAGGCAUUUGUUCCUGUCGAAUCUUCUGCAUAUCCUCAAAGUUUUGUUAAACUUCGACUAAAGGAUGAUCGAAUUCGCUUUCGUUUUUCUCAGUACAUUAACCAUGAAAACUUUCUAGACUGCAAGUUACUUACUCGACAUCUAUAUAUUCUAUUAAACGAAGAGAUUAAGAACAUCCUCAAAGACCAAAAUGAGUUUGUAUGUCAGAAAUUUUUAAAUGAAAUCUCUCAUGGUACUUCCAGUUUGGUGUUUUAUUAUUUCGGAUGCCAAGCAAAGUCAUUUCCAUUAUCAAUAGAUGUCGUACCAACUGUUUGGUUUGAUGGGUGGACUCCUGUAGAAUUUCCUGUGAAACAUUCACACUUGCUACAUCAUAAUUCAAAUGAUCUGAUGUUUUCAGUUGUCUUUAAGACGCCGGACAGGUUUCAUGUGAAAGAUUAUACCACGUUUUAUCGAAUAUCGUAUGCGUACAUUGAACAACGUAUAUUAAAAUCAAUACCAUUGCAUAUUAAAAAGGGAUACAUUAUCCUGAAAUCGCUCUGUGAAACAGGAUAUUUUCCAAAGACCAUCGAUCACGACAAAAACAAAACAAUAGAAAAAUUCAUUACAACUUAUCAUCUUAAAACAUGUUUCUUGCAUGAAUUGGAAAAUGCUAAACGUGGGAACGAUUCAGAUUUGGAGGGUUGUCCGGAAAACGCUAUAGCAAGUUACAAGAUUUCAAUUCAAUGGGCCAAACAGAUUCUUGACCACAUGGGGAAAUGUUUUCAUAAUGGAUCUUUACCCUCAUUUUUCAAUCCGAGUAAGAGUUUAGUGAGUUAUGAAGGAAUGGUUCACGAUGGCAUGAUAGAACAAGACGUAUUCCUGCAACUGAUAUCGUUGUUCGAACAUCUGGUUAAUACUGCUGAGACUGAACUGAUCUGCAGUUGAACAUGCUUUGACAUAUUCUCAGACAAAGAAUUGGUGGAUUUGUUUUGUCAAAUGAUUCAAUUGGAUUUAAAAUUUUCGAUCUUUUGUUUCAA